Molecule: messenger RNA, 934 nt
Organism: Durusdinium trenchii
Lineage: Eukaryota; Dinophyceae; Suessiales; Symbiodiniaceae
Source: the annotation of a GenBank genome assembly
ACCUACAUCAUUUUGGCAACUUUCCUUUGCCCUCAGCCAGCCAUGGUGUCAUACUGGCCAGCUUGGAAUCGUUUGUUAUUUGCCUACGUUGUUGUGGUCUUUGUGUAGUGAGACAAAUCAAGCAUUGGAACUGCACAACAUUACAUAAAUCACUGCUUCUGUCCAUUGGAGUCCAAUUGAACAACUUGGUCAUGCUAGGUGGGGUGCAGACAAGCCCUUCAUGAACAAGCUGGCCAUCCGAAGGUGGAAGGCGCGCUUCCCCUUCUGGCCGCCUCCAGAUGCCUCGCCAGUAACGCCAAUCGAGCCCUGGGGCAAACAAUUCUUUGUCUACAAUGCCCCUAAAGGCACUGAAAUCCGUGGCGACCCUCGAGCCCCGAGCCAAGAUGAACUGCGACCUGCGUGGUUGCGGGAUGAAGAUGCAGCCUCCAUGCUUGGAGAGGCUGUUGCAGAUAUCGGUGGCAAGGAGAAGCACCAACCGUUGGCUGCCCGCAGGGCAACUUUGGCCAAGAUCAAGCCUGGGCCGGAGACCUUGCUGUGCGCCACAGACUUUCGCCAGCGGCCCAUGCUCUUCUUGCGUCCAGAAGAGUGGUUCAGUCUACUGCAAGAACUGCCUGAGCUCCGUGAGAAGCUGCGGCAGAAGCAAGCAGAGAUUGAUGCAAUGGAUGAAAGAGGAGCACACAUGGAGGAUUAUUUUCUUCGAAGGAAAUAUAUUGUCGACAAGUACGCAGAGCGGAGGAUAGGAGUUCCGGGCUACGGUGGAAUCAACAGAUCACUCUUCAGCAGCGGAGAGGGCUUGCGGGCUCGGGAACGAAAGAUCCGGCUUGCCAACCGUGUCUUGGAAGAGAUCAGCAACUCUGGUGCUGCCGAGUAAAUCUUCACAAGCUCUGGAUGUUUGAAAGCAGAGACACCGAAUCUCCCAAUCUAGAUUAGCCUC